GGACUGAGCAACGUUUCGAGCAGUGCCACACUAGCCAAGCAUUCCGCAAGACGCCUUGCAAGGCGUGGCACGACUCUUGGUUCUUUUCAUCGCCUCAUAGGGUCAAGCUCUAACCUGCGACUGCACAAGGUACUACACACGAUCGGGAUCCCGUUAAUAUCAUAGAGCGAAAAAAGACAUAGCAUCAUCGAAUAUUGAUGUGAUAGUAUGCUCCCACAAGAUUAAGAACCUGACAACUCUCACAACACAUAAAAAUGAUGGAACAGUAAGUAGAAAAUAGCGAGCAAGGCCGAUGGAAGACAAAGAAGAUAGAGUUCCUGAAGAUGAUGUUGACCUCCAUUUUACCCAUCAUGACUUGGUUAUGGUUUAGUCAUCCCUUUGACGCUUAAUUGUCAGUCCUCGUCCUUUUUACGGUCCGCCAUGAAUCGGCAAGUUAGCCAGGCACGAGAGCAGAUACCUAGCCCCCUGGCAAACACUAGUGAUCAACUGCAGGCGGAGAUACACUGGCUCUACGACACUGUCGCAUCCUUGAACCCACGUACAAAUACAUUUUGGCGCUGCAUUUUUCACAAUCGCAUUCAGUAUCAAGAGGAAUCUCACAUACACUCGGUCUUAAGAGGAAUCUUACAUGAUACACAAGAAGAAAUAAAUGAAUCGCCAGAUGAAAAUGCGACUCGAAAUCCAUUCUGUACUAGAAACCGCUGGCUGCGUCGUUUCACAUCGUGGCUUUCAUAUCGGAAACGGAAAGCAGGGCAGCGAGCACGCACGGCCUGUCGAAAACUCUCUGCCUGCCUAUGAGCUGAGCUGGUCAGCCGGUCUUACUUUCUGCGAGUGCGACGUUAUUUGUACAAGGGAUGGAAAGUUAUGAAGCAUAGAAAUAGAGAAAAAAGGGAAGAACUAGAACUUUGAUUUGAUGAAGCCGGGCCAUCUUGAUCUUCUUUCUGACGCGAAUCAUGAAAUUCAUAUGUUCUGUGACGAGUAACUCUUUUUGGCUUGGAGCACGUGUCUAAAGAACCUCAACUAGCACCAUGAUUAUAGCUCUAGACCUAGUUUAUUUAGUCAUGAUCCACUUGCUGCUCUUCCUCGUGGUGAAGGACCUCCUGCUGUCCCUUCGCGCUCUAAGGCAAAUCAUUCUGAAUCACGACAGCAACCUUCGCCGGCUCGGCCUUGACGUCGGGAAUCAAAAGCUGAACCUAAGCAAGGACGUGGGGGAGCUUGAUUGUAUGGUUGGUUAUGCGUCAUAUUUGCAUCAAGCAAGAUCGCCACGAAAACAGGUUACUUUUUUUAGCUUGUUGAACUUGAUGAAGCCGCCACAUUUAUAAUUGAGUUCGUCUUCGUACUAGAACUGGUCGAUCUAGAUACAGUAGCGAAUGAUAAACAAGUAGAUUAUGCCGUGGACGGAGCUGCAAAAAAAAUGUGAAGAUGUAAUAGGACUAGCGACUGAAGAUGAGAUUUGACGUCCUACAUCAGUAAACACAACCGCGCAUAGUCGUGCUGUGAUUCAUUUUUCUGAAUCAAUACAAAAACUAAAAAAGGAGCAUAGCUAGAAAGUACUAACUCUUCAUCUUUUAGAAUUACUAGCUCGGAGUCUUUCCGCUAGCUCUAGAGUGGAUUUGUGUAAUCGUCUCUUGGUUCAUUUUCGUCCGUCAAGUGAUGAAAACACCGCUCCGAUCUGGAGUGCGGCCGCCGUUGUUGACAGAAGUUCUCUCGUCAGCUGGAGAACUAGGCGACGGCGCAAAGCUAGUAAUCGAGUUGAAAUGCGGUCCCGCAACAGGUGGCGGACAAUCACCAGGAAUGAUCACUGUACUACUUCUUGGUCAUAGUUGAUGGUAGAUAGGCGGGGGAUUGGCUUACAAUUUAUUCAAGGUUGCCUUUGCAGGCAGCUGCUGAUUGUGAUUGGAGAUUCUACUAGCGUGAUGCUCCUAUACCAAAAGUUGUCCAAAUCGAUGAUGCAGUUACAGCGGAUUAGAAAAAGUGGUGAAGUGGGAGGCGACGCAGGUGAAGAAUGCAUCUGAACAAUCAACGUAUCUAGUCUAGGCUACUCAUGCGAAAGAAAACCAAAUUCAAAAGUCGCGAACGUAGUCGUAAAAUAAAAUAAGAUAUAAGGUAUAUCGCCUGAUCGAGUUGUUGAAAUCCGAUCUAACCCUUGUGAAGAAUAUUGGGGUUAUCAUGUCAUUUGACCUCUACGUCAUGGGUGAAUUGGCGAAGCAAUGGGCUGCAGAGGUACCUACAUUUAUGAAUACGAUAUUUAUGCCCAUUGCAUGAUUGCGCUCUCGUUGGCACCAAUCUUUAUCAAAAACGCUGCUGAAGCUGACGCGAAGGUGUUCUCGCGAAGAAUUUUAUUGAUAACGAUUUCAAGCGCGAUAUUUGGAAUUGAUGAUGACGGAAGACAACUACAACGCCUUUCUGUUGUCUCUGAAAAAUAUUGCUCAAUUGGAAUUGAUGAUCAUGAUUUCAAUUUUUUUCUCGUUUUCCACCACAUGCAAGUACAACUUGUUCAUCAGCAUUAUCAUACAACAGAUUCAGCCGCUUCUCGACGAACUUAAUGGGGUGGAUCUCUCACUAGACCUCCAGGAUGCAGUUGAGAAUGAUCCGACGCCAUCGCUAACGCCCAAAGCAUGUCGUGGAGCCCAUCGUGGAGCUCGAAGUCGCGGAGGCGAGAUAAUGAUUCCACCGUCUAUACUUACGGAUCGUUCUUGAUUAGCACUAGUAAAAUCAAUAUCCACUACCACUCCUAGUACAACUCGGCAGCUGCAAUAUACUUAGAUAGAUGCUAUAAGAACGAUAGAUACUUGUGUUGUUUUCAAGGGAGAAGGACUAGACGGGAACAUCAAGGAAGACUCCGCGUAGUACUCGAAGUACUUCGGAAGUCAUAAAAAUAGUUUGAAAUGAUUCUUCAUGGCCUUGCCAGAAUAUUUGUUCAAAGGGUCCUCGUCUAAUAUACCGGAGGACAGCAAUGAUUUGCGGAGGACAAACAGGAGCCGUUCACGAAGUAGCAGCAGAUCAUCACGAGGAGGAAGCCUUUUCUCCGAGCAGAUAUCACCUCCCGAAAUCCAGAUCAAGAUGGUACCCGACCUCGGUGAGAACGAUGAUAUUUCAAAGAACGACCACGAUUUUUUUGGCGAGGGUGACAGCUCGUGCACUUCAAGUGGUACCGCUACAGGAAACGCCGUGGCAGGAGGCAUUCUCAAAAACAUCAAAAGGACGUCAGAAAACACUAGAAGAACUGCUGAUGUGCGGCACCAGACAAGUGUGUUGAGUAGAGAAUAUCCUCCACAAGCUGCAGAGAGGCGAGGAAUAAGCGAGGCAGAAGCAACCUCGUCAGCGGAUCGAAAACUCGAGAAGCACUUGGAAGAAGAAGAGGUGCAGGCACCCUCCAAUGGGGC
Molecule: messenger RNA, 3386 nt
Organism: Amoebophrya sp. A25
Lineage: Eukaryota; Dinophyceae; Syndiniales; Amoebophryaceae
Source: the annotation of a GenBank genome assembly